UGGACGUAGAUUUACCUCAGUAAAUCGAACCACGUAAAAUCUGUGUCGUGAUCUGCAUCUUCCUGCAUUCAUCACCAUCAAAAAUUCGCCGAUUCAUCAGGCUCCACCAAGAAGCGCCGCCGCGAGGAGGACAGCCUCCGCGAGCUCGUCCGCCAGAUCCGUGACGUCGUCUACGAGGCCGAGGAGGUCAUCGACGCCUUCGUCACCCAGGCCACCGAGUCCUCCUCCCGCAACCGCAUCGCCCGAGCUUUCCAGACCCCUGUCAAGCUCCUCUCCAUCGCCAAGGAGGUCGAGAAGGUCGGCGCCAAGGUCAGAGACAUCUAUGGCGACAGAGGCAUGCUCGACUUUGCAACCCUCAACCUUGCUGAUGGAGGCCCUGAAGAAUCUCAGGCGCCCAUUCCCCGACAAGAUGGUGUGGUGGGUUUUGAGGACGAAGCUGAGAAGAUAAUAGGAUUCGUCAAGGAAGAAAAAGAUAAUCUUGAUGUCAUCUCCAUCAUUGGUAUGCCCGGCCUUGGGAAGACAACGCUCGCGUGGAAGAUCUAUAAUGAUCCAGACAUUCAAUACAAAUUCCCCACUCGUGUUUGGGUGUAUGUGUCUCAGGAGUUCACUAAAAAGGAUGUCUUUCUUUCUAUGUUGAAACAGCUCAUGAGGAACACUGAGAACAUGUAUCAGAAAAAUGAUCAGGAGUUGGCCCAAUUGGUUGCUGAGCAUCUGCAGAGAGGGAAGUUCUUGAUAGUGAUGGAUGACGUGUGGACGAGUGAGGAUUGGGAUAAGCUCAUAGUUGCCCUACCUAGAUGCAAUAAGUUGGGUAAGGUGUUGAUCACUAGUCGUCACAAGGAAGUGGCUUGGCAUGUCAAUCACAACAGGGGGCCCUGCAAUCUGCGUUUCUUGACUACUGAGGAGAGUUGGUUGCUGCUCCAGCUUGAGGUUUUUGGUAAGCCCGAAUGGCCUUCUACUCAGAUAGAAGUUCUUGGAAAAGUAAUCGUGAGGCAAUGUGGCGGCCUCCCACUUGCGAUUGUGGUCAUAGGAGGCAUCCUUGCCAAGAAGUAUUCGGCUUCACAUGAAAUGAGUGCAAAGGUGAAAGCCUGGGAUAAGGUGUCCGAGAGCGUGAGUAAAUAUCUCACCGAGGAGGAUCCACAAAGACGUAUGGAAAAAAUUAUAGCUUUGAGUUAUGAUAAGUUGCCAUUUCACCUGAGAGCAUGCUUUCUCUAUUUUGGGAUGUUCCCUGAGGAUUUUAAGAUCUCGGCUUGGAAGUUGAUCCGGAUGUGGAUUGCAGAAGGAUUCAUACAACCAAAAACCGGUCUGAAUUUGGAGGAAACUGCUGAAAGCUAUUUGGAGGAGCUUAUCAAUAGGAACUUGGUGAGGGUUGACAAGAGGAAGCCUUGUGGAAAAGUUAAAACGUGCCGCAUUCAUGACAUGUUGCGCGAUUUCUGCAAAUCCGAAGGUGGCAAAGAAAAGGAGAAUUUCCUUCAAGAAAUGAAGAAGACUGAUGAAGGAGAUUUUUGGCCUCCCAUUGCUAAUGUACUAACCUGUCGUCGUCUGUGUAUUCACUCGAAUGUCUCAAGAUUUGUUUCUUCAAAACCUUCUGGUCCACAUGUCCGCUCGUUUGUCUGUUUCUCGAGAGAAGAUAUCAACUUACCUGCGGAGAGCUGGUCAACCAUACCUGCAAAUUUCAAAUUGCUCCGAGUUUUAGAAGUCAAGCCCAUCAAAAUGACUAAAAUUCCUAAUGAUUUGUACCAUUUGGUUCAUCUGCGUUACAUCACUCUGUCUAUCACUCUAGCUAUUCUUCCCACGGCCUUCUCCAAGCUUUGGAACCUUCAAACCCUCGUUGUCGACACAACAUCCCGUACCCUGGAUGUUAAAGCCGAUAUUUGGAAGUUGCUUCAGUUAAGGCACUUGAAGACCAAUGCUUGCACUGUUUUGCCUAAGACGGGUAAAGCUAGUAAAGAAGGCGAAAAGUUUCAAACGCUCAGCACUAUUUCACCUCAAAACUGCACUGAAGAUGUUUUGGACAAAUGCUGCAAUUUGAAGAAGUUAGGCAUUCGUGGGCGCCUAUCUCUUCUCGUGGAAGGAAAGAGUGGAUCAUUUGAGAGUGUGGGGAGAUUGCGUAAUCUUGAAAGGUUGAAGCUAGUGAAUGACACGUUUCCCAACCCGCCUUCAGAAGGCCAGUUGAGCCGCCUUCCUCCUACCUACCAAUUCCCUCCGAAACUAAGGAUCCUAACAUUAGCCGACACCUUUCUUGAUUGGUGUCGCAUGUCCACCCUAGGAUUGCUCGAGAACUUGGAGGUGCUCAAGUUGAACGACAAUGCAUUCAACGGGAAGAACUGGACAGCAGUGGAUGGGCAUUUCCGAAACCUUGAAGUCCUGCAUAUAGGGCGCACGGAUUUAGUGAUAUGGGAAGCUUCAGCUCAUCACUUCCCAAACCUCAGGUGCGUUCUGCUGAGCAACUGCGAGAAACUUCAGUACAUUCCAAUCGGGCUUGCAGAUAUACCGAGCUUGCAGCUGCUGGACUUGCACCGUACUGAAUGUGCAGCUGCCUCCGCCUUGAAAAUUAACGAGAAGAAGGUCCUAGAUGCAAGUACAAGGCAGGAGGGGGACGAGCAAACCAUCACAGCCGCGUUCAAGCUAACCAUUUUUCCUCCUGCUGUAUGAUCAAUGAUCGCCGUUAAUGUUUGAAUUUUCAAUGGCAACACAUUGAACCCUCGGAAGCAUCUACCAUUUGCAGAAGUGGGAGAAAGGGUGCGUGGUGGUCGAGAUCUUUUCUGUUCAACAGAAUGCCUUCGAUGAAUAAGUGUUACCCUUGGAUUCAUUUCUUUGUGCUGAACUAAGUGUUGCUGCUAUGUGAUUUAUUCAAUUUGCCGAGAAAAUAUUGUAAUAAAUGUAUUGCACUUGGAUGCUGUUCAUUGAGUGUUCCACUGAAUUUGCUCAUUAUUAUGAAAAUUUAUUGAAUAGAUAUGUUUCUAGUUUGGA
This is a messenger RNA of Salvia splendens (bonfire salvia), 2970 nucleotides long. RefSeq names its product putative late blight resistance protein homolog R1B-16. Gene Ontology annotation, molecular function: ADP binding. The transcript is spliced from 2 exons. The record is from RefSeq and is a predicted model, not a curated record. NCBI's taxonomy places the organism in Eukaryota, Viridiplantae, Streptophyta, Magnoliopsida, Lamiales, Lamiaceae. Gene Ontology annotation, biological process: defense response to other organism. The coding region runs from base 337 to 2652 and encodes 771 amino acids.